Xylona heveae TC161 is the source of this 1131-nucleotide messenger RNA. RefSeq names its product ras-domain-containing protein. Gene Ontology annotation, molecular function: GTPase activity; GTP binding. The coding region runs from base 1 to 1131 and encodes 376 amino acids. The record is from RefSeq and is a predicted model, not a curated record. Gene Ontology annotation, biological process: regulation of endocytosis. Gene Ontology annotation, cellular component: endosome. The transcript is spliced from 5 exons. NCBI's taxonomy places the organism in Eukaryota, Fungi, Ascomycota, Xylonomycetes, Xylonales, Xylonaceae.
AUGUUGAGGCAGCGAGCUCCGUCGAAUGUCUCGACGGACUCGUCGCUUGUAACCCGAGAUCAGGAGCUCGGGAGCAUGUAUGAUUAUCUUGCCAAGAUAAUUCUUCUUGGACCGAGCGGCACCGGAAAAUGUCUGCCCGUCGGGGCUCGCGCAACACCUUUCGUGGUCUGCGAAUUCUCGCCGCCAAAAGCGCUGACGAGUGAUAUAUCGACCAAAUUUAGGUCAUGUCUAUUGCAUAGAUUUGUAAAAAGCGAGUGGCGAGUUCUCUCCUCGCAAACAAUUGGCGUUGAAUUUUCGUCCAAGGUGGUGAAAGUUGGGACCGGCGCGCGUCGAAAGCGCAUAAAGUUGCAGCUGUGGGACACGGCUGGGACAGAACGCUUUCGAUCCGUUUCCCGCUCCUACUACCGAGGCGCCGCGGGCGCAUUGCUGGUCUACGACCUAGCAUCGCACGCGUCUUUUGAGGCACUACCAACCUUUCUCAGCGAUGCGCGGGCGCUCGCAUCGCCGAACCUGACCAUGAUUCUCGUCGGCAACAAAGCGGAUCUCUCAUCCUCAGAUGACUCGGCGGCACAAUAUCAACACGCUAUGGAUGGGUCACCGCCAAUGGGUACUCCAUCAAGUCUCAGCAGCAAGAAAUCACUAAAUAGCAAUCCAUAUAACUCGAUCGGAUCCAGCUCAACCUUUGGCGUGGGGGCGCGAAAUUCUGCUACAAUUGCGCCAGAAGGCCGGGAAGUCUCCCCGGAGGAGGCUUCCCGGUGGGCGUCAUCUUGUGCGAUUCCCGUCUCUGCCGAGGUUUCAGCAUUGUCGGGCGACAACGUCGACGAGAUCUUUGCUCGGCUGGCCCGCAUGAUUCUGACUAAAAUUGAGCUCGGAGAAAUUGACCCGGAUGAUCCUCAGAGCGGCAUCCAAUAUGGGGAUAGCGGUAGCUGGGGGUUUAGUGAUGGUGGAACAACGGGCUCCAAGAGCCGGGGAAAUGACAGUAGUGCUGGUUCCACAAGACGAGUCAAUCGCGGCCGACGACGCACCAAUACCAAUGGCUGGAUGACAGGCGUUCGAGAAUGGGAAGAAGUCUUCCGGUUAGACUCGAAUGGCCGUCGACGGCGUGGCGGACAAUCCGGAGGCUGCUGUUGA